This is a messenger RNA of Chrysochloris asiatica (Cape golden mole), 138 nucleotides long. It is a transcript of the gene FAM229B, whose product is annotated as family with sequence similarity 229, member B. Lineage: Eukaryota; Metazoa; Chordata; Mammalia; Afrosoricida; Chrysochloridae. Bases 1 to 138 code for a protein of 45 amino acids. The transcript has 2 exons. The record is from RefSeq and is a predicted model, not a curated record.
AUGCCUUUUCGGUUUGGGACCCAGCCAAGGAGGUUUCCAAUGGAAGGAGGAGAUUCUUCAGUGGUACUGGAACCUGGGCUGAGCUCUAGUGCUACGUGUAACAGGAAAGAGACUUCACCUAUCAGAUAUUUUAUGUAA